GCUCGAGCCCCCUGUAAGCGGGGGCGCAGCCUCUGUGGACGCCGCUUUGCAUGCCCAGUUCCACUUGCCCAGAGUGCCCUACUCCGAGCCCAGCUUCAGCACCGGCUGCGACUCCACAUGUGGCAGCACCGGAGCACCGAUUGGCAGUUGGUUGUGGAGAAGAAGGGAGAGACAUCCACGAUGUGCAGAAGGACCUGCGAGGCAAGAGCGAGCGGGGGGAGGAGCAGCGGAGGAAGUCUGGGCAGCAAGAGGAGGAAAGAGAAGGGCGCUCUGGGCAAAGGGACCUCCCUAUCACCGGGACUGUGGUCGCACCAGCGUGUCGCCAGGCCAUUUGGUGCCCUGGCCGGCUUUGUGCCAGGUGACCCCCCCUCAGCUCGUGGAGAAGCAAGACGAGGCAUCGUGAGGAGCGGCGGGCUGAAGAGAGGGCUGGGGGGAGAGGAGGGAGCUCAGGGCAAAGGGGCUUCCCCACGGCCCCGUUGCCGGCACCUUUGGUGUCCUGGCCGGCGCUGCGCCGGGUGACCUCCCUGUAAGCAGGGCUCGGGUCUCUGGCCUUUUGCCCCCUUGCCCCGACGAUUUGGCUGCCGAUAGAGAGGGGCAGCCCUGUAAGGAGAGCGAGCGGCACCGUCCCCGCGCCGAGGGGGAAACGGGGCUGUCUGGCCCCCACGCCCGCCCUGUAGUCAGGGGAGGGCUGUUUCCCCGGCCCCGGCGGCUUUCCGCCUGCUGGCGGCCUUGCCAGCGUGACCCCCUGGAGUCGGGGCGCGUCACGGCACUUGUCCCUCGGUCCCCCGCAAAGCCCCGUGGCACGUUGAGUCCCUCUGGGCUCCGUGCGUCCGCGGGGGCAGGUCCCAGGCUCUGCUCUCCUGCUUGCGGGAGGGGACGGCUCCCCAGACAUUGGCUGCACAAAGCUCGCUCUCUCUUCUGGGAAGUUUUCUUUCCCCCUGUCCGUGUGCCUGCCUGUGUCCGCGUCGGUGCGAGUGUGUGAGUGCAGGAGCUUCUUGUUUAGGCCCCUGUUGAAAUCGCUGCAGCGUACUUAGCUUAAACUUCCCGGGAGGGAAAGAGGGGCUCUGUGCAGCAACAGGGGGGUCGGUCCCCGCUGAGCCCGCGAGCGGAGGGCGAGUCCCGGCUCGCCCCCCCUUUCCAAGGACAGAGCCAAGCCGCGUGGUCGUAGCACGGCCGACGCGUGACCCGCCCGCAGUCUGGGCCUGGGUCACUGCCUGGGUGGCUGCCUGUCCUGCUGGUGACCUGCCAGCGUGCCGGCCCCGUACUCGGGGCGAGUGCCAUGAGCCGUGGAGCCCUCUGACCCCAGGAGCAGCCCGACGGCCCUGUAAGCAGGGUUGGGCCCGUUC
Molecule: messenger RNA, 1346 nt
Organism: Athene cunicularia (burrowing owl)
Lineage: Eukaryota; Metazoa; Chordata; Aves; Strigiformes; Strigidae
Exons: 5
Coding region: 118-519 (133 amino acids)
Source: RefSeq, a predicted model, not a curated record